Messenger RNA from Symbiodinium sp. CCMP2592, 1515 nucleotides. Lineage: Eukaryota; Dinophyceae; Suessiales; Symbiodiniaceae. The record is from the annotation of a GenBank genome assembly.
AUGCUGGAGCCCGUGCGCGCGGCCUUGCGGCCCUCCGUUCCGACUCCUUUCUUUGAGGCCGUUCCAGGCCGCGUUUCCGGCGCCCCGCACGCCAGUCGUUUGGACAGGCCUUUGUCAUGCGCUGUGCUGGCUGCAGUCGCCGUCCGCGUUGGCGCAAAGAGUCGAAGCGACCGCAGCCGAGUUCCGAAGCUGGCGCAGGAGACUUCAACCACUUCCAGUGCAAAAGCUUCAGCGCCUACUUCAAAGCCUAAGAGCCCUCCGGAGGCGAAGCCUCCUCCGCAGCCGAAGGCGAAGGCCAGCCCCCCUGUGGCAGCAGGAGCCAGCCCACCGCCGCCACCAGCUCCCAAGGCUGUGCCCAAGGGACCCCCGCCGACGCCUGCGAUGCCGCCGAAAGCUGCAGCUCCAACGAUCAAGGCUGAGUCCAAGGCGAAGGCAUCCCCGAAAGCUGCGCCGACGGCCAAAGAAACCUCGAAGACUGUCGUGAAAGAAGAGGAGAAGCCUAAGGCGCAAGAACCACCGAAAGCAAAAGAAGAGCAGAAGGUGGUGGAGCCCGUGAAGGUAGACGAUGACAAAAAGGUGCUCGAGCAAGCACUGAAGGACAAGGAGGCCAAACUGGAGACGAGUGAGCAGGAAAAGGCUUCCCUGAAGAAGCAGAUGGAGCAGAUCGAGGCAGACAAGCAGGCCAGGGCCAAAGCAGAUAAAGAGAAAGAAGAGAAGCUGAAGCAGCAAGAGCAGGCUUUGGACAAAGCAAAGGAGGAGUUGGAGGAGAUGAAGCGCGAACAGGAGCGAAAUCGGCGCAAUUUGCAGGCUGCAUCCGCUGCUGCAAAGCUGGAGAAGAAGGCUUUCAAGAGUGCUGGAGGCUCCGACGACGACGAGCUUAAGAAGAGCCUCGAACAAGUUCAGACCAUGAAGGCGGAGGUUUCAGCCUACCCUGCUCCCGCACCGUCACCGGCUCCUCCGCAACCCGAUCCAGCUCUGCAGAAGCAGAUCACAGAACUGCAGGAGAGCCUGCGGGCCUCCCAGGCGCACUGCGCCGAAAAGGAGCAGAAGAUCUUCCAGCUGCAAAUGGAGCAGGAGCAGGUGCAGUCCACCAUGCAAGGCUUGAAGGAGUCCUUAGCAGAGAAGGAGGAAGAGGCGAAGCAGUCCGAGAAACUUAAAGCAGCCUUGCAACAGAUUUCAGAUGUGGCGGCCGUAUACCUUGAUGCCCGGGAGGACCCUGCAGUGCUUUUGCAGAAGGCGAAGGAGGGCGAGGAACGAAUAGACGCUUUGGAGGCGGAAAACAAGUCCAUCUUGGCAGAGCUCAAGGAAGCCAAAGCGCAACUCUCGAACUUGGACUCUGCCCAGGCUGCCCUGGCUGAGUCCGAGGCAAAAGCGAAAACCCUCUCCGAUGAAAUCCAAGAAAUCGCCGAACAGAUCGGCGCGGGGGCUGGGCUGCUGUCAUUCUUUCAGCAGCCCUCGACGGAGGAUUUGCUUCGCGACAUCAAGGCCGAGAUCGGCAAGUUGAAGUCGAAGUGA